AUGCGCUACGAGAACUGGGAUGUGCUUCUGUUUCCAGAGAGCUCCAAGGUGCCUCUGCAGGAGUUCAAGACCCAGUGCUUCGUGAUCAAGGACACAGGCAGUCCUGGGCUCGUCAAUCCGGCCUCGCAUUAUUUGCCCCAAGGCAACCUGGGGUUGUUGCCGGUUCUCACCACAUUCAUCCCCAGUAUCGCCCCGAAUACCUCCUUCCGGGUGUCCGUCCAUAGCUGGGAAAAACCUCGCCCCAGCCGACUGAUGGAAGGCCUGUUACAGCCUGAAGAUGCCCCGCUUUUUGAAAUCCGAAUAUUCAUCGACGGGUUAUGUGUCUCGGGUAGUGUUUUCAGUCAGAGGACCAGCUGGCCCCAUGUGAUCGACUUGAGCUCCUAUGUCGACAAGACUGGCAACCAGGACACGCUGCGAUUUCCUCCUUUUCAUCAAGAGAUUCUAGAACAACGAUAUUGGGAUGCCGGCGAACUCUACGGAAGAAUUCGUGUGGUAGUCUCCGAAGGUUUCGCUCGACCACACCGCACUCCGCCGUUUGAGAGAGUCAAGGAAGUUGUGGCAUUUUCUUUUCAGCAUGCUCCUCUUCAUGUCUUGGAGUGUUCUAGCAUUGCCUGGCCAAACGCUGGCAUGUGGACUCGUGAACCUCGUCUCUUCAAAUACAACUCUGGGAGUGGAGCCAGCGAAUUGAAGGAACCAGAGGAUACUCACACCCACUCGCCAACCAGGCACAGCACCCAGCAGGCCGCAUCUGUGGGCCAGAUGGCCAAUCCCGCUACACAGAGUACUUGGCAAUACAAAUCCUAUCAGGGGCCUCCUGUGACUCAAUGGCCCAGCAGACUGGGAGAACCAAAAUGGGCGCCCCAAGAGCCACCUCUCAUGCAGGAGGCUUUCAUAGAUCCUUACUUGCUCGACCCAUCUGCUCGACAUCGCGGUGCUAGACCAUCUUGGGAGGACAUUUCCAUGCCAGACUAUGUUUCGAGCACGACCGGGAGCCGGGCCCUCUCAAGCAUGACGGGCAUUAGCUACGAGCACAGUAAGCACGCCAGCAUCGUCGCGCCGAUUGAAGAGGACGCAUAUGCCCAAUUGGUCCAGGGUUUGAGCCCACCAAAACCCCUGGCCUGCGGCACCCAUGCGCCCACCAACACUCCGUCUAGCGUGGCCCCGGUGGGCAGCAAACCCUCAGCUGCCGCCGAAGCGCGCUCGGCAUCGUACACCCGAGAUGGCAGCCGGUCGUUCGUUCUAAAGGAAAUCUCCCAGGCCGGAACUAGAAACGCGUCCGAGUCUAGCAUCAAGUCUAGCCUCCUGCCGGACCCUUUGGCAGAGACUACGGCAACAAGCAAAUUGCAUGCCAGCCCCAAUGUGAAUGUCAAGAGCAGGAAGGAGGGAAUGUCCCAAGACAACAAGGAAAACGAAAGUGCCGGAGAAACACCGCGCAAGGAGACCGAAAGACUCAAUAACACUCCGACCCGGACGGUUAGGCGCUUGAGCGGGAACAUGGACUCUCCAACUGAAUUUAGGAGACAGCGGUCUAUGAGCUCCGCGCGCGGCGAGGGCAUCAUCACGCCUUCGAAAGGGGAAUCAGUCUCAUGCCCGCCUGUGCAAGAGCUGUCCGCACCAGACGAUCUCGUUCGUCGAGUCGGCUUGGACGAACUUCUCGAUUCUAGCAUUCAGCUCAUGGGGAGCACGGCUGAGGUGGCUGCAAUCGAUUAAAGAUAUCUUUAUUGGGGAUGAUGCUCUUGUUUAUUCCUUUUGUGUUUCUUCUUCCGUUAUCCGAAUGCAACGCAUUCAUCUACUUGUCACUUGACC
This is a messenger RNA of Aspergillus steynii IBT 23096, 1806 nucleotides long. RefSeq lists its product as uncharacterized. Bases 1 to 1710 code for a protein of 569 amino acids. The record is from RefSeq and is a predicted model, not a curated record. The transcript is spliced from 6 exons. NCBI's taxonomy places the organism in Eukaryota, Fungi, Ascomycota, Eurotiomycetes, Eurotiales, Aspergillaceae.